Messenger RNA from Exaiptasia diaphana, 1667 nucleotides. RefSeq names its product dual specificity mitogen-activated protein kinase kinase 6. The record is from RefSeq and is a predicted model, not a curated record. The transcript is spliced from 12 exons. Gene Ontology annotation, molecular function: MAP kinase kinase activity; ATP binding. Gene Ontology annotation, biological process: protein phosphorylation; MAPK cascade. Lineage: Eukaryota; Metazoa; Cnidaria; Anthozoa; Actiniaria; Aiptasiidae. The coding region runs from base 269 to 1312 and encodes 347 amino acids.
UGGCGAUGACUUUAUAGAAGGAACUGAAUCUGAUUCGACAAUUUGUCAAAUAGAAUGGUCAAAAAGUGGCGGAAAAUUAUAGAUUUUACGUAAUUGAUCGCCGUMUUGAUUAAUAGUGUUGCAUAGCAGUUCAUUAUUUCCGCUUUGAGCCUUCUUGGACUCUGCAAAAUUGUAAGAACUUACAGGUUGAGUCGAGACUUUGUACUUCCAAACCAGGAAAACAUUUUAAUUCUUCCCAAAACUUUUUGCUUUGCUUUGCUGGAACAGAAUGUCGAAUUCUCCAGGUCAGAAAGUUAAAAAGAAACCACCAAAAUUAAAACCAUUUGCUGAUGUUGCUGAUGCAAAAGCAUCAACACCUGUUCCACCUGCUGCACCUCCCAGAAAUCUCUCAGACAAAGCAACAAUCACAGUUAAUGGGCAGGAAUUUAACUGUAAUGCUGGUGAACUACGUGAAAUAGAAGAGCUUGGUCAUGGAGCCUAUGGAUAUGUUUACAAAAUGAUCCACGAACCAACUGACACAGUCAUGGCUGUCAAGAGAAUAAGAGCCAAUGUAAAUUCUACUGAACAGAAAAGACUUUUAAUGGAUCUUGACAUUUCAAUGAGAGUCAGUGAUUAUCCUUUUACAGUGCAAUUCUAUGGUGCUCUCUUUAGGGAGGGAGAUGUUUGGAUAUGUAUGGAGUUAAUGAAGACAUCAUUGUAUGACUUAUACAAGCAMGUAUAUUCAAAACCAGAUGAUAGAAUACCAGAGGAUGUACUUGGUAAAAUAGUAGUAUCAGUUGCUCAUGCRUUAGAUUACCUUCACAGUCAACUUAAAGUCAUUCAUAGAGAUGUAAAACCAUCCAACAUUUUAGCAGAUGAAAGAGGAAAUUUUAAAUUAUGUGACUUUGGGAUUAGUGGACAAUUGGUUGACUCUCUGGCUAAAACUGUUGAUGCUGGAUGUAAACCAUAYAUGGCACCAGAAAGAAUAAAUCCAGAUCGCAACAUGCAGGGAUAUGAUAUAAGGUCUGAUAUAUGGAGUCUAGGAAUUACAAUGUUUGAGCUUGGCACAGGAAAGUUUCCUUACACUCAAUGGAAAACACCAUUUGAACAACUAAAACAGGUUGUUCAUGAACCGUCUCCAACUUUACCUGAUGGACCGUUCUCUGAUGCAUUUAGAGAUUUUAUUACCCAAUGUUUGAAAAAGGAUUAUAAAGAACGCCCAAACUACAAUCAAUUACUGUCUCAUCCAUUUAUCAUGGAGUACGACAGCAAACCAGUAGCUGUUGCAGAAUGGAUAACACCAUAUCUUAGAGAACUGAAGAAAAUCAGUUGAUUACUAAUUUUUAAUAAUAUUAAUAAAAUAUAAUUCAAUGAUUUUAGAAAUCAAUUUUCAUAUUUUCAAGAGUAAGAAACAAGACAUGAACUUUGCAAGUUUCAUUGUAAUUAUUACUUAACCCAUGAAACCACUUAAAUCACAUUCUGUAACACUUGAUUUAUUAAAAUARUACCUUGGUAACUUUAUUAGCUUUUCAUAACUCCUUGAUGAGCAUCCUUAAUGCAGAUUGAAAACUCAGUUUUGGUAUUUUUUCAUGGGUUAAUUAAUAGGGCCACUAUAUGUAGUAAUCAAUAAUAACAUUUUAUAUAAACUUAUGUGAAGAUUUUUAUUAAUAAUAAAGUUUCUCACUGCA